CCCCUAGCUGUCCCAGGCUGGCUCCAUGGCAGAUGUUCUCCAUGCCCUGUGCCGCUCACACAGGUCCGUGUGCGCACCUGCGUGGGCUGGCACCGAGCCCCUGCCGGAGGGGCUGCGUGGCACAGCAGGACGCGAGUGCGGGGUGAGGGUCGGGACUGGUGGGUGUGACAGGGUGUCGCCAAGGGCAGGUGGUGACACCCCGAGUGUGCCCGGUGUGGGGGAAUGGAACGGGAUGCAGCCGGAUGGAGCGGGAGCCUGAGAGUGUGGUGGGCGUGCGGGGCGCACCCCCUCGGACCGGCCCGGGUUUAUUUAUGGCCCCUCCUCGCUGCGGGCAGGGCGUUAUCAGCCCAGGUCCAGAGAGCGGGGCUGAGCCGGGCUCGGUUCGCGGCCUUGGCGCUCCCCCGGGCCCGCGGGGGGAGCGCGGUCUCGGCUCUGCCCAGCGCUCCGGCCCGGCCGCGGCCCCUCCCCACCUCCCUUUUGGGGUCCCGUCCCACGGCAGAAACCCCCCGGGCGGGGGGCGGACGUGCCCCCGGCACUGCCUGGCCUUGGGGUCCGGGGCAGGAGCAGGGAGCGGGCACCGGGCGGACAAUGCUGUGACAUGGCGGGAUGUCCCGGGUUUGCGGGGUGCCCAUGGAUUGCGGGGUGCCCGUAGAACUGCGAACUGCACAGGAUAACAGAGUUCCGCGGGAUCGCGGCUGUGCCGCUCUGGUUCUCAGCGCUGCUGCGGCUGGAGUGCAUUCGCAGCUGGUCUGGGGAGCAGCUGGCUGGUCCCGCAUUCCCCCGGCACCGGGCUGGGGCUGCCCCGGCCGCUCCCUGAGAACCUGCCGCGGCCGCCCGGCCCCGCCCUCUACCCUUCCUCGGGAGGAGGAGGAGGAGGAGGAGGAGGAGGAGGAGGAGGAAGAAGAGAAGGAGGAGGCAGCAGCGGAGCAGGAGCAGCGCUGGAAGGAGUGGGAGCGGGACAGCUCCGACGGGACGGGGGAGCCCGGCUGUGCCCACAGCAGGCAAAGGGGUCGUGCGGCCGCGUGAGCUCUGCUGUUCCGGUCCCAGCGUGGCCUGAGUCCCGUCCCCGUGUGCUCCCCGGUGGAGGGACAGCUUUGGGAUCUGCUGUGCUGCAGGAAUAGACCUUCCCCACAACCUGCCGCCUCUCUACCAGCUGUCGGACUCAUCUCUCAUGCCGGGGAAGCUGAGGCGCGGCAGACGCGAUGUGCUGGGGGAGAAGCAGUGGCGGAGCCUGGAGGAGAGGGGAAGUGCCCAGCUGGAGCAGCCCAAGCUCUCCAGAUCCAGGACCUAUGAGUCCUCCUGCAAGGAGGCAGAGCAGGCGGCCACGGGCAGGCAGGGACCCCCAUCCCCCUCGCUGAGCAAGCAGGACAGCAGCUACCGCCGGGCCUUUGGGGAGCUCGCCGAGCAGGACGUGCUGCUGGGCUGCUUCUCAUGCGCCUGGCAGAGAGAGAUGCCCUACCACGGCCGCCUCUAUGUGUCCUCACGCCACAUCUGCUUCCACUCCAACCUCCUGCUCAAGGACAUCAAGGCUGUUGUCCCUGUCACCUCCAUCUCAGCCCUCAAAAAGACCAACACGGCGCUGCUGGUGCCCAACGCAGUCAGCAUUCGCACGGCCAAGGGGGAGAAGUUCCUCUUUGUGUCGCUGCGCCAGCGAGAGGCCACGUACCAGCUCCUGAGGUCGGUCUGCAAACACCUGCAGGUACGCAGGGAUGGAUGGGGAGGGGGACUCCAUCCACCCAUUGCAGGGCACCUCCCUUCACCUCUCCUUGUCCAGGACAGUGGCCAGAGCCCUCGAGACUCAUUGAACAAUGGGGAAACCCCUAGGAAGUCUCAGUCAGAUGUGGAAGAGAGCACCCCGGAGCCCAACAGCCUCCAUGAAUCCCUGGAUGAGCCAAACCCCAGAUCGAGGCAAGCGGAGGACGAGGAUGACGAGGUGGCCCUGCUGGUUCCCAGCAGCAGCGAACGGGUGCCCUCAGCAGAGACACGUGGCCUCUGGGGGGGACCCCAUACCGUGGUCUGGGCCAGAGCCACUGCACUUUGGUCCCAGCUAAAACCCCAGCUGAGCCCUGUCAACAUCAUCAUCCUCAUCUACCUGCUGCUCAUGGUGGCCUUGCUGCUGUCCUCGGGGUACAUCGGUCUACGCAUCGCGGAGCUGGAGCAGCAGCUGGAGUUCGUGGGGGCUUGGCCAGACCUCAACCUGUCACAAAAGUACAAGACAACGUGAGGCCACUGAGGACCAUGACCAUAGCUCCAGCCAGGGGUUCAGGGGCUGCUCUGAGCCCUUCCUUCCUUGGCCUCUCAGGGGGUGCUCUGUCACCAAGUGCCUUCCAGCCCCCCGCAUGUUCUGGGAAGCCCAUGUGUGUUGUGAGGCUCCAUCUCACUGCCCCGUGUCUGCCCAGCAGAGGAGACCCAGGGAGCUCCCAGCAGGGCACAGGGCUGGAGUCAGCACCAACCCCCACCCAGCCCUCCCUGCUAAAGGGGGCAGGCAGAGGGGGCCAAGCCCCAGGCAAGGCAGGGGCACAGAGAAUAGAAUAUUCUAUUAAUAAAGAUUAAUAAAAUCUG
Messenger RNA from Oenanthe melanoleuca, 2562 nucleotides. Its product is annotated as GRAM domain-containing protein 2A-like. NCBI's taxonomy places the organism in Eukaryota, Metazoa, Chordata, Aves, Passeriformes, Muscicapidae. Bases 1172 to 2224 code for a protein of 350 amino acids. The record is from RefSeq and is a predicted model, not a curated record. The transcript has 11 exons.